AAUAGCUGCUGUGUCAGGAUUGUUUUGGAUGCAGCGUUUCUGUUAUUUAUGCCAAAAGAGAGGACCAAUUUCUCUAAUUUGGUGGAGGUGGUGGCCUUAUCCAUUAGCGUUUUAGCAUGUGCUAAUGUCGCUCCUGGGUAGCUGUCAAUUUGUAAGUUGGUGCUUUCAAAUGGAGGCAUUUUGGCCAAGUUAGAGUCUCCAAUAAAGGCCCACUCUUUGCCAAUGCUGAGGCCCCAAUCCUGUAUUUUGUUCUGUGUGUUAAUGUGUUUUGUAGGUCUCCUGGUGUUGGGCAUAGGCACUGGGGUCGGCGCUGUCGGUCUAGGCCGCAGCGUGAGUCUGCUCUGGGUUGCUCUUCUAAGGCUCCUGACUUUAACCGGAGUGGACUGAGCGGUGGAGGCCUCAAACGGGCCUUUAUGGGGCUCUCCCAGAUCCCCGUCACCCGAGAGGCAGGUGAUGGAGUCUGGGCUGUGGACCACACACGGGUUUAAAGGAGCAACUGUCGGUGCCAGAGCGGCUGUUAGCGCUGGAGAGACUGCUGGCACUGGAGCGGCCAACUGCCCCGGAGCAGCCGCUGGCGCUGGAGCGGCAAGCUGUACCGGAGCAGCCUCCGGCACCGGAGCGUCCAGCUGCAAGGGAGGAGUCGCCGGAGCGGCCAGCUGCACAGGAGCAGCAACCACCGCGGGAGCAGCCAUCGUCGCCGGAGGAGGAUUUUCGGGUGGCGGAGCUGUGGCAGGGGGUGGUGGCGGGCAGUCAGGCUUUCCCCCAUCCGUGUCUGGGUCGAGCUGCACGACCAUGAGGGCCUCCACCUGCUCCAGAGUCUCAGCCUGGAGUCUCCUACCCAGGCCACAUUCCCGUAUCCGCCGUUGGUUGGGCUGGUUGGAUGGCCAUUCCCAUCCAGGUCACCAUCCUAUCAAAGAAUCUGGGAGCCUGCCGAUCUCCCCCGAUCUCCGCACCAACGCCAAGUGA
Molecule: messenger RNA, 966 nt
Organism: Dicentrarchus labrax (European seabass)
Lineage: Eukaryota; Metazoa; Chordata; Actinopteri; Moronidae
Exons: 3
Coding region: 454-966 (170 amino acids)
Source: RefSeq, a predicted model, not a curated record